UUCAUCCCCUCUGCGGCAGACUUUCAGUCCGCUGACAUCGGCAAGAUGCCACGAAAGAUUGAAGAAAUCAAAGAUUUCCUGCUGACAGCCAGGAGGAAGGAUGCCAAGUCUGUAAAAAUCAAGAAGAACAAGGACAAUGUCAAAUUCAAGGUGCGUUGCAGCAGGUACCUGUACACCCUCGUCAUCACAGACAAGGAAAAGGCCGAGAAGCUGAAGCAGUCCCUUCCUCCAGGUCUGGCUGUGAAGGAGCUGAAGUAGGACCUUUAUGUACAGAUAAAUUGUAAUAAAAAUUUGAAAAAUUG
This is a messenger RNA of Lampris incognitus (smalleye Pacific opah), 302 nucleotides long. RefSeq names its product ribosomal protein L38 (gene rpl38). Gene Ontology annotation, cellular component: cytosolic large ribosomal subunit; ribosome. The record is from RefSeq and is a predicted model, not a curated record. Gene Ontology annotation, biological process: translation; protein-RNA complex assembly. Gene Ontology annotation, molecular function: structural constituent of ribosome. The transcript is spliced from 5 exons. Lineage: Eukaryota; Metazoa; Chordata; Actinopteri; Lampriformes; Lampridae. Bases 46 to 258 code for a protein of 70 amino acids.